Melopsittacus undulatus (budgerigar) is the source of this 3306-nucleotide messenger RNA. RefSeq names its product Putative N-acetylated-alpha-linked acidic dipeptidase. Gene Ontology annotation, molecular function: carboxypeptidase activity. Lineage: Eukaryota; Metazoa; Chordata; Aves; Psittaciformes; Psittaculidae. The record is from RefSeq and is a predicted model, not a curated record. Gene Ontology annotation, cellular component: plasma membrane.
GCUGGUUUGCAAAACCUACAGAAAAGAAGACCCCUGUGAGUCCUCAUGAGCACAUGAAGGCGGCAUUUAUGGCUGAAAUGAAAGCUGAAAACAUCAAGCAGUUUCUUUACAAUUUUACACAGGUUCCUCACCUAGCGGGAACAAAGGAGAACCUUCAUCUGGCACAGCAAAUCCAAGCUGAGUGGAAGGAGUUUGGUUUGGAUUCUGUUCAGCUCGUUCAUUAUGAUGUCUUGCUCUCUUAUCCUGAUGACACUAAGCCCAACUACAUCUCAAUAAUUGAUGAGCAUGGAAAUGAGAUUUUCAACACAUCAUUAUCUGAGCCUCCCCCUCCCGGAUAUGAGGCUGUUAAAGAUGUGGUACCACCCUACAGUGCAUUUUCAGCCCAAGGAAUGCCUGAGGGUGAGUUAGUGUAUGUGAAUUAUGGCCGCACCGAGGACUUCUUUAAGAUAGAGCGUGAAAUGGGAAUUAACUGUACAGGAAAGAUUGUCAUUGCCAGAUAUGGGAAGAUCUUCAGAGGAAAUAAGGUGAAGAAUGCUGAAUUGGCAGGUGCCAAGGGAGUUAUUCUGUACUCUGACCCUGCUGACUACUGCGCCCCAGGAACAGAUCCCUAUCCAAAUGGCUGGAAUCUUCCAGGUGGAGGAGCCCAACGUGGAAAUAUAUUAAACCUGAAUGGGGCAGGGGAUCCUCUGACACCAGGUUAUCCUGCCAAAGAAUACACAUAUCGAUUAGACAAAGCCCAUGGUGUAGGUCUCCCAAAAAUUCCAGUUCAUCCCAUUGGCUAUGAUGAUGCUGAGACACUACUGCGAGUUCUGGGGAAUAAAGCUUGACCGAAAUAUUCAUUUAGAGGAAAUCUGAAUGUAUCUUACAACGUUGGUCCUGGUUUCACAGCAAAUUACUCUACAAGAAAGGUGAAAAUGCACAUUCAUAACAACAAUGAAGUAAGAAGGAUUUACAAUGUGAUCGGUAUCAUCAAAGGCACAGUGGAACCAGACAGAUAUGUCAUCCUGGGAGGCCACCGUGACUCAUGGGUAUUUGGUGGCAUUGAUCCUCAGAGUGGGGCAGCUGUGGUUCAUGAGAUUGUGAGAAGCUUUGGAAAACUGAAAAGGAAAGGGUGGAGGCCAAGGAGAACAGUGAUAUUUGCAAGCUGGGAUGCAGAGGAAUUUGGCUUGUUUGGAUCGACAGAAUGGGCUGAGGAGAAUGCCAAAGUCUUGCAAGCACGGGGAGUGGCUUAUAUCAAUGCAGAUUCCUCCAUCGAAGGAAACUACACACUGCGAGUGGAUUGCACACCACUGAUGUACAGGCUGGUGUACAGUCUGACUAAAGAGAUACCAAGUCCUGAUGAGGGGUUUGAAGGGAAAUCUCUUUAUGAGAGCUGGUAAAAAAAUCCAUCAAGAGAAUAUAAGGAAGUCCCCAGAAUAAAUAAGCUGGGUUCUGGCAAUGACUUUGAAGUCUUCUUUCAACGUCUGGGCAUUGCUUCAGGUAGAGCACGUUACAGUAAAAAUUGGAAUGUAGAAAAAUACAGCAGCUACCCAGUAUACCACAGUGUCUAUGAAACCUAUGAAAUUGUGGAAAAGUUUUAUGAUCCCACUUUCAAGAAUCAUCUGACAGUCGCACAGGUACGGGGAGGACUGGUGUUCGAACUGGCCAACUCUGCUGUUCUUCCUUUCGACUGCAGAGAUUAUGCAUCAGCUCUGAGCAACUAUGCUCACAUCAUCUAUAAUUUAUCAAGGAAUCAUGAAGAGGAACUGGCAACAUACAAUGUGUCCUUUGAUGCCCUCUUUUCAGCUGUGAAGAAUUUUACAGAAGUUGCUGCUAGCUUUCAUGAGAGACUGCAACAAAUAGAUAGUAAUAACCCACUUGCUGUCAGAUCACUGAAUGAUCAGCUCAUGUUUCUAGAAAGGGCUUUCAUCGAUCCUCUUGGAUUACCUGGAAGGCCAUUCUAUAGACAUAUUAUCUUUGCUCCAAGCAGCCAUAACAAGUAUGCAGGAGAAUCAUUCCCAGGGAUCUAUGAUGCCAUGUUUGAUAUUGAAAGCAAAGCGGAUCAGCGUGAGGCCUGGGAAGAAGUUAAGAGGCAGAUUUCCAUUGCAGCCUUCACUGUGCAGGCCGCAGCAGAAACACUGAAAGAAGUAGGAUAAAUAUCAACAACAUUAUCAUCAGUGUGGACUAAAUUUGACAGUACAGAAGCCUUAAAAAUAGAGCAUUUAAAAACACUAGGAGGAUUAUUACAAAGAACACAAAACCCCAAAAGAUCUUGUUCUUUGCACAUAAUAUACCCAAGCGGAAUGCAUUUAGCAAUGCUAACAAGGUAAUGUACUCCACUCAGAAAACUCAGGCUGUAGAUAUUUCCUGAAGUGAGAGUGAAAAGCUGUGAUGUUUUUCUCUCAGCUUCAUAUUUUAAGAAUUGCUAACCACUGGAUUUAUUUUCAGAGCUUUGCAGUUUACUAGCUUGAUUACUCUAGCAGUCCUCAUAGUGCAUCAGGAAGCCAAAAGUCAUUUCAUGUUUCUAUCAUUGUCUAGUUUUAUUUGGGUUUUUAUUAUUUACCUUUGGGUUACAUAAUUAUACUCCAGCAUAGCCCUUUUAGCUCUCCUUUUACACAAAGAUUCAUGUAUGAAGAUGAGAAAACCGUCACAUACCAUGUGCUGGAUGUAUAACAACAAGUUUUGGGCAGCCAGCCCAAAAUACUCAUCCAUGACACUCUUCUCUUCACAUGCUGAGUCUCACAGCUUUUUGCAAAUAAAAUUAAGCAAGAAGCCUUCUAGUCGCUGGAGUGAAAAGAAGGUAAUCCAUCUUGUCAGAUGUAUAACUAUCUCACAAAACAUGUCUUCUGAGAUGAAGACCUACUUUUAUUCUUUCAUCCCAAAUCUACUCCUGCUAUGACUUGUCCAUAACAAGAUAUUUUUAAAAUGAAGAAAAAUAGGAGGAAAAAGAAGUCCUCAGUCCUUAGUUUCAAAUUAACCAAAUUAUUACCAUUUUUGUACAGUCUGUAUUUCUGAUAUUGCUGUGCAGUUUACUCUUAUGACGGACAGCUCAAAAGACUACAAUGAGACAACUGAGAUCAGACUGAGAAGUCUCAGAAAAUCAGAUCCCUUCAUCUGAUGCUCCACCACUGGAGGACUACUAACAUCUUGGACAGAAAUACUUGGUGUGAUUUUAUCUGCCAUUUUAGCCGAGGCCUCCACCGUGUCAUAUAAGACUGUCUCGUGAUCUGAUGGUUUUCAAUGUCAUAGUAGAUUCAUUUUCUUUUCCUUAAAACAUCAUUCGUAAAUAUUUCAACUCUCCACAUUAAAACCCUUUAGGCAAGUUAA